Molecule: messenger RNA, 2219 nt
Organism: Rana temporaria (common frog)
Lineage: Eukaryota; Metazoa; Chordata; Amphibia; Anura; Ranidae
Product: NACHT, LRR and PYD domains-containing protein 3-like
Exons: 4
Coding region: 36-2072 (678 amino acids)
Biological process (GO): innate immune response; regulation of apoptotic process; inflammatory response
Cellular component (GO): cytoplasm
Source: RefSeq, a predicted model, not a curated record
AGUUUUCUACAUUGGAUUUGCAGUUUGUAUGAGCGAUGGCCGCCUCGGUCUCCUCAGGUGAGAAGCACUUGGUGGAUCAGUACUGGGAGAAGCUCAUCCAGCAGAUCUCUAUGGUACAUCCAGUGUUGGACCAUCUACUACAAGAAGAUCUCCUGACUCAGGAACAGUACGACAUUGUGAAGGCUGAAAACACGAGCCAGGAAAAGAUGAGGAGACUGCUGACCUAUACCAGAGGGUGGAAUUCCUCGGACAAGGACAUUCUUCUCAGAGCCAUGAGGAACAGCAAUCCCGGAGGCACUAAAAACCUUGGAGGAACAUCACUAUUAGAGAAACUGAAGACUGAAUCUGAUGGCCAAAUCAAAGACUCAAGAAUGAAAUACAUGAUGUCUACAAGGCAGAGAUACCAACGUUUCAAGGCAUAUAACUCUUGUAGAGGGGAGUACGUUAGUCUAGACAAAAUAUAUACACAAAACCUACUGAUAAAAGACAAUCAACAUAAACAAAGGAGAGAGCACGAAAUAGAAUAUUUGAGUAGAAGACACCUUCAGCUACUGAAUGACCGAUCUUCUGGUGAGCACUCCCCAACCACAGCUCAGGAUCUGUUUAAUCCUAAUGAAGAUGGUGUUACUCCCAAGAUCGUGGUUCUAGAAGGACCUGCCGGCAUCGGAAAAACGGUGACCUGCCAGAAGAUCAUGCUGGACUGGGCCUCGGGGAAUCUCUACCAAAACAAGUUCUGUUUGCUGUUUUAUCUGAGCUGUAGAGAACUCAACAACAUUAUUGGCUGCAUAAGCCUAGCUAGGCUUUUAUCUAGAAUCUGUAGACUGCCGUGCGAAGAGGAAGUCAUGAAGGUAGUCUUGACUGAUUCUGAAAACUUGCUCUUCGUCAUUGAUGGUCUGGAUGAGCUCAGAUGGUCUUUGGAGGAUCAGUCUGAGGUUUGUGAAGACCCUUUUCAGGAAACUCACCUAAACGUCAUUCUGAGGAGCUUACUGAAAAAACAAGUCCUGUGUGAAGCCUCUAUGAUUAUCACCACCAGAUCAUUCACGUUGGAGAAAUUGGAGGAACUUAUUGAAGAUCCUUGCUAUGUAGAAGCUUUAGGAUUCACGGGGAAGGAGCGGGAAAAAUACGUCUACAAAUUCUUUAAAGAUGAAGAUGUGGCAGAGAAGGUUCUUGGAAUAAUUAAAGAGAACGACAUUGUAUUUACCAUGUGUGCGAUCCCUAUCACAUGCUGGAUUGUGUGUACUGUGAUGAAACAAGAAAUAAAAAAGGACUUUGACCUAAUCCAAUGUAGAACAACCACCUCCAUCUACGUCCUCUACCUGAAAGGUUUAAUAAAAUAUCACAGCAGGAAGCAGCCGGUGGCGACGUGUCUAAGGAAGGUGUGCGCUUUAGCCAAUGAAGGAGUUUUCAGUAAGAAAAUUCUCUUUGAGGAGGCAGAUCUGAGGAGACAUGGGCUCUCCAUGACUGAGAUGGAGUCAGUAUUUCUGAAUGAGAGCAUUAUCCACCAGGACAUUGAAAUAAGCACCUGCUACAGCUUCAUCCAUCUGACCGUCCAGGAGUUCUUUGCCGCUUUGCAUUACGUGCUGGGAGAGGAACCGUCCAAUGAGAACCCUGGAGCCGACAGUGUUCUUUCCCAUCCUGAUAAGUAUUUUGGGAAAUCAUUGACUGAAAUGUGUAUUAAUAACCCCCAUUUACCAUUAAUGGUCCAGUUUCUGUAUGGACUCACAGACCAUAACCAGGGGAAGGAACUGUCCAAAAUCACAGGAUGUGACAUUUCGUUCCGAGCUACGCCGGCCAUGAUGAGCUGGCUCGCCCCCGACGAUGUCUGCUUCUAUAAUGAGCUCAUCUGCUGCUUGUUCGAGAUGCAGGAUGAAGACUUUGUUAGGACGCUCAUGUCCCGCACAAGAAGUUUGACAUUUCGGCUCUUGGGAAGAGUGAACUGUAUUCGGCAGCUGGCCUACUGCUUGAAAACCAGAAAAGAGAUUCACAGAAUAUCAUUUAAGUGCUGGAAGAUGGGACUGGAGGACCUCCAGAUGUUAUCUCCAUUCCUGCGAAAGUGCUCGGUGCUUCAGUAAGUAUUUCCUGUUCAUUAAAAUCGAUGAAUUAACUUAAGCCCAAGGCCUUCAUAGCAAUUAAUGGGGGACCUGCAUUAGGCUUUCGUACUCAGAUGUGACUCAGUUCUAACCUUUUGGGUAUUUAUAUACUGUUACCUAGAUUCAGAG